AUGAUGUUCAAAAAGCUUAUUACCCUCCUCAGCCUCAGUGCUACCACAACCCUAGGCCUACCCGUCUCUGAAAACACACUGUCCCCACGAAAAGAGCCAGGGGCCUGUUCCAAAACCGAACUGCACGGGCCAACCAUUGCAUCCUACCUCAUGGGCGUUGCUUCCUUCUGCGACGGCUUCAUCACAGCCCCCGAGGGCGUCGAAGUCAGCGUCAACAAGCCCCUCGUCGGCACGGUCUCGCUGCCCGCAUUCGACAAUGGUGCCCCCAUCCACUGGGUGUUCAAGAUCAGCGUGGUGAGGGCGGGGAUUAAAGAGGCGCCCACUUGGAUCUCACAUGAUCAAUGUACGAAGCAGUUUAAAACAAUGGCGACGGAGGGGAAAUUGGGGGAUACUUAUUGUAUUCCUGAGGGCACUGGGUAUUCGGUGGCCACAGCGGGGCAUUUUCUUGACCCAGCGGGUAUUAAGCCGGCGGGAUACGUUCAGUAUGAGAUGAGGCCAAGGAGGGGGGGCUAGAUGGGGAGAGGGAUGAUGAGAUUGGGGAGAGGGGAGUUGAGAUUGGAACGAGGGACGAUGGGGGUAUAGGAAGGGGGAUUAUUUUCUUGUUUGCAACAUUUUUGGAUUCUUG
This is a messenger RNA of Lindgomyces ingoldianus, 625 nucleotides long. RefSeq lists its product as uncharacterized. Lineage: Eukaryota; Fungi; Ascomycota; Dothideomycetes; Pleosporales; Lindgomycetaceae. The transcript has a single exon. The record is from RefSeq and is a predicted model, not a curated record. Bases 1 to 513 code for a protein of 170 amino acids.